GAUAUGAUUUUACAAAUGGCAUCCUUUUAUUGGCCAGUGUAAAUAUGUAAGAGAUCAUUAUUUUCCAAGAAACAAGAAAAAGAUCUUGGUUUAAUAACAACAAUUCAUUUUUUCUGCACCCUAAAAAAUUUUGAUAAUGGCUAGCUGCAGUAUGGCCUCAGCUGCUUGUGCAUUUGUAGUUGCACCAAGUGUUACUAGUGCAAAUACUUCUACUAAGAUGAUGUUUAAUCCCCCUUGUGGUUCUAGAAGAUUCGGGUCCGGUAGGAUGGUUGUCAGGGCCUCUGAGGAGCCUGCUGCCGCCGCGCCUGCACCGCCUGCAGAUACCAAGGAGGAGGCUCCUGCUCCGGUUGCCAAGCCCAAGCCUCCCCCUAUUGGACCCAAGAGAGGAACCACAGUGAAGAUUCUGAGGAAGGAAUCUUACUGGUACAAAGGCACUGGCUCAGUUGUAGCUGUUGAUCAAGACCCGAAAACGCGAUAUCCAGUUGUGGUGAGGUUCAAGAAAGUGAACUAUGCAGGUGUAUCAACAAACAACUAUGCAUUGGAUGAGAUUGAAGAAGUCUGCUGAGUGGUGCUAAUGGCGCUUAUGCUUUUGUUGUAAUCGAUAUUUAUAUUUCUCUCAAGCUUUAAUAAGAUUGUGUAUUAUACUUGUACUUGCAUUCCUAAUCUUAAAGAGAUUUUAGUUGUA
Molecule: messenger RNA, 685 nt
Organism: Daucus carota subsp. sativus
Lineage: Eukaryota; Viridiplantae; Streptophyta; Magnoliopsida; Apiales; Apiaceae
Product: photosystem I reaction center subunit IV A, chloroplastic
Exons: 3
Coding region: 137-565 (142 amino acids)
Biological process (GO): photosynthesis
Cellular component (GO): photosystem I; photosystem I reaction center
Source: RefSeq, a predicted model, not a curated record